AUGGCUAUUCCUCAGGCAAGGAGCGCUUCCUCUUGCGAAAGGCAUCCCAAAGGUCCAUUAAGGUUCCAAGGAACAGGAAGGCAUCGAUUCUGUACAAACACUUCGGGCAAUUUGGGUGGAGAACAAACUACAGCUGAACUCCCGGGUGAUUGGGUAUCAAUAGGUCAGAGCACACAAUGGCUCUGGUACUCUGUGUAUGCGAGCAAGCUCGUCAGUUGGCGUACGAGGAUGUUGGUUGUUACUGAAUGGGGAAGGCGUUUUAUUUUCAGAAGGACUCGAGUCAAAUCCGAGACAGCUUGA
Molecule: messenger RNA, 300 nt
Organism: Fraxinus pennsylvanica
Lineage: Eukaryota; Viridiplantae; Streptophyta; Magnoliopsida; Lamiales; Oleaceae
Source: the annotation of a GenBank genome assembly